Messenger RNA from Chara braunii, 3253 nucleotides. The record is from the annotation of a GenBank genome assembly. NCBI's taxonomy places the organism in Eukaryota, Viridiplantae, Streptophyta, Charophyceae, Charales, Characeae.
AUGCGUAUUGUUUGAUUGUUCUACCCCUGUUCCCACUCUCCCUACCCUCCCUGUAUUCUGUGACCACCGGGACCUCUCAAGUACCGCAUCAGUACACACUGAUGUCGAUGGAACAGGAUACCAGGGCACUGCCACGGCGCAGUGUCAGGCUCGCAGUUCGUGCUCGACCUACGGUACCUCCACGAACCAAGGCUCAGCAACAGAGACUCAGCAGGCGGACGACUCCAGCGGCAUCGAGUACAACAUUGACGGUACCGGACACCACCGGAGCUCUUCCCGCAUGCCCGGUCCGAAGGGCCAGUGAGCCGUUGGCUGACUAUUUUGGGCGGCUACAGGUAUUUACAAAUGCCGUAACUGCCGCCAAGGCUCAGCAGGAGGCAGCAGAGGCAGAACGUCAGCGGCUGGCCAAUGAGGCGGCAGCCCAAGCUCAGCAGACUGCUGAGGCUGACGCAGCGGCACGAGACCAACGGAAUGCCGCCAGUACGGAGUCCCUGAUUCAUAGUGAAAGUCAGUGGACAACGUUCCUCCAAGGCAUGAUCUUUGUGCCUUCGGACGCGCAGGCAGAUCCGACACCGGCGGAGGCAGAGAGGACUCACCUGGCUAACUUGAUGUUGGGCAUGAUGAGAGGCAUCAUGUGGAAUAACACACUGCUGCAGGCACAUCUGCGCACGGAACGACAGCAGCGACAAAAGUACCAGCAAGACAUUGUUGUUUUAACAACUGCCAUCCGCGCCGAAGCAACGCAGCAGCAGCAACARCAUCAGYUGUUGAACUCCGCUCUCGCACGCAUCAACAGCAUUGAGGCUAACGCCUCAGCAGCGYCAGGCUGCACGACAGACGCGACGAAGCAACUCAAUGAGCGCAUCGAUGACGUCGUCACCAUCAUCGGCGACAUAGGUGUUUUCAAUGGGCCGGACACGAUCAGUAGCACGGUGGCCGCCAUCAAGACGGACAUCACCAAGCUGCAGACGAGACCGGACGCCGCUACAAAGACUUACAAGAUGCCGCACUUCGACAUCAGCGAGUUCGACGACUACAACAAGUCGGACGCCUUGACAUGGUGGCAACGUUUCCUCACGGAAGCAUCAUGUCGCACUGUCCCGGCAGACGACAUGAUGAAGGCACUCUACUUGCAACUAAUUGGAGGAGCGCAGGCUUGGAUGAACCAUCUGGCGGCUACCAACAAAUGCACCAUCGCCAAACUCMACACGCACAUYACGUGGAMAGAGUUCGAGAAGCUAUGGYUCACCCGGUUCAUGGUCCGCAACGUCGUGAAGGCGGCCAUGAACGAGGUGUACACCUGCUCUCAAGGAAAUAUGCCAACUCGAGACUGGACAACCAAGUGGCAGAAGAUAGUGACCACGCCAGGAUUCGAUUUGAGUUUUCCAAAUCAACGAUCCGAGUUCUUCYCGCGAUCGUGCGCGGGACUGCGGUCGGCACUCGGCAACGAGUACGACUAUGACACGUUCCAGGUCAUUCUGGAUCGUGCGAACUUAGUCAUCCAAACGGAUGACAAGGCCGCAAACGAACGGCAGUCCCAGCCGCAUUAUGUGGCUAAGCAGGGCUAUCAACGUCCGACACAUAACAAUGUCGUGAUUUCUGAAGAAAMAGAYGAUCUCCACGCUGCAGCAGCAUCCUCGAGUGAUGGAGGAAUUGUAGCAGCGCUCCCGCCGAAGCGUCCCAAGAGAGUUCGGAAGAACAAGGCGACACAAGAGACAGCAUCGACGGGAACUCGGCAGCAGCCAUGGACGGGUUACAAGAUAACCAAGGAUGUCUAUGACCUUCGUCAAAACAAACUCGGGAAACUGAGUUACGCAAGGAGAGGGGCGACGUCUCUCCUCACUCCGCCGGACCCGGUUGCCUUGCUAGCAAUCGAUGUCACUACCGGGGAGCAUGCGUUAGUCGCUGAUUCUCGUGCCACGUAUGAGGAUUAUGCCGCCCAGCUGGUACCACCAUUAGACCAGCCAAGCCACGUGCACUUAGCUAGCGUAUGCGCAACCUGUACACCGUCGGCAAGUGAUCCGGUCAGUUCGCCACUGAUUUCCGAGGACUCGACGGCGUGGUCAAGACUUGAGGAGCUUGACCCGCUCACGAGAGAGGACUUCGCUUGGAUGCCUCUACCCCCGACCGGAACCUUACCAAGGCCGCAUUGCAACGCCUUGAUGGCAACUCUACGCUCCUAUUUGCACACUACAGUACCAGCUCCGUUGACGGACGACGGGGUAGCGGUUGUCGAUCUCCGCUCCUAUCUUGCGAAGAUUGACCGCGAGUACGCCACCCAAAGGUACGUCGAAACCGACGCACCUUUGCUCUAUAUCCGCAUUCAAAUCGGAAAGGCAACCUGUAGUGCCUUGAUUGAUUGCGGAGCGUCUCGCAACUUUAUGAGCCAAGCCUUUAUGGCCCGCGCAGGUCUUGGCCCACGCGUUCGAAGGAAGACGCAACCUACGCAAGUUACACUCGCGGACGGCCGCACGCAAAAGUCAAUUGACCGAUGCGUUGACGGCGUUCCGGUCUACUUUGCGCCACUUGCGUGCGAGCCGGUGUCUUUUGACAUCCUCGACACCAAGUUCGACAUGAUUCUAAGCAUGUCUUGGCUGCGUAGCACCGAUCAUCCGGUGAACUUCCAUGAUCGAACCGUUCACAUCCGUGAUCGGAAUGGAGUGUUAGUCCCAUGUAUGGUCGCGACCCCUCACACUUUGAUUGCUUGUCACGUGGUUUCCGUUGCGAGAAUUCGCGACGCCAUUGCUCGGAAUGACGUCGAGGAGAUGGGCCUUGUAUUCUUGCAUGCUCUCCCCUCGCCGGACAGACCAGCCGCGUCACCGCCGGACCCACACAUUUCUCACCUCUUGGACGAGUAUAGAGACGUCUUCGAGGCUCCCACCGGAACGGUUCCGGAUCGGCCCAUACGUCACGGGAUCACUCUCGAGGCUGGCGCCGUCCCUCCGCGUGGAUGUAUCUACCGCAUGAGCGAAGAGGAACUCGAGGUGCUUCGCGCACAGCUCGAUGAYCUUCUCRACAAGGGCUGGAUUCGCCCUAGUUGCUCGCCAUACGGCGCACCUGUUCUCUUCGUCCGGAAGAAGAACAAAGAUUUACGGUUAUGCAUCGACUAUCGGAAACUUAACACACAAACCGUAAAGAACGCCGGCCCUCUCCCUCGGAUUGAUGAUGUCCUGGAGCGGUUAGGCGGCGCGACGUACUUCUAGAAGUUGGGCUUGAAGUCAGGUUACCACCAGAUUGAAAUCCAGCCUCAAGA